AAUUUUCAAAAUUAUUUUUAAAAAAUUUGAAUUUUGUAACCGUCAGUUACGAACUCUAUCCUCCUCCACUACGGAAUUGUAUGAAAACCGAACCAUCAAAAUCAUUUGACAAAUAUUAUUCAAUGUUGCUUAUUACAGUGAGAUUGUUUUUAUUAACCCCAUUACGGCAAUGAAAUAGAUUUACAUCCGACAUCGUAGAGGUAUCUCGGGUGAAAACAACCUAUGGCGGACAGAGAUAUCUUGGUCGACCGAUGCCACUUCGGUCGAUCAGGAAAAUCAGGACAAAAACAAGAUCCGAGUGGAACUAGCCACAAAGGGAAAGCUCGAAUUUUCUCAAAUUCCGAUAUCUUAACCGAACUAAAAAGUAACGAAAAUGAGAAUAGAAUUUCAAGGGCCGCCAGACGUAAGAUGGCUAAAUCCAUUGUAAGAAAGGAUCCUCCAUCUUCUAGGGAUCCUCCGGUUUCCGAGGAAGAAUACAUAGAAAAUCGACGACAGAGAAUAAAGCAGAACGAGGAAAAGCACAAAGCCAAGAAAUAUUCCACAAUACGAUUUUCGGAAGAGCUAGAAAUAUUCACUAAACAUUCCCCCAAGCAUAAUGAUGACACUCCAAAAAAGUCAAUCCUCCGAUCUAACAUUGAUAGAAAUAAAGUUUCUUCGACCCCACCUAAAAGAAGAAAAGAUAGCCUUCUAGAAAAAAUUCAAAGACUAUCAGAAAAUGAUGCCGAGAAAAGCGAUCACUCGAAAAUAUCAGACCCAACGCAGCCAGUUCCAGCUCGACAAGAUUGGAAUAUAGCUUCAUUAUUCCCUUCUUCGACAGAAAACACUAAGAAGAUGCUGACUGGGCCCCAAAGACAAAAUUCUCAAAAUGAGCGAUGCAAUAGCAAUGAAUACCCUUGUUCGAUAGAAAACCCUCAAAAGACAUCGACUGGGUCGAUAAGAUCAGGCCAGGAUAAUCCCCAAACGCGAGAUUCUCAAAACGAUCAAUACAAUAGCAGUGAGUACCUUGUCAAGAAGUACGCAGGCAACAUAAGUAAUAGUCCACUCGCAAACAAGGAUGGACUAAAAAACAAAUAUGAUGGAUACCUUGACAAGAAAUACACAAGCAAUGAAAGUAGCAUAACGGCAAACGAGGAUAAACUGAAGAACAAAUACGAUGGAUAUCUCGACAAGAAGUACGCAGGCAAGGCGAAAAAGCCCCUGGCAACUAAGGAUGGAGUUGUAAGCAAAAAAGAUACGAAGCUUGGCGUGAUGAAUGACACCCCGAGAACCAAGGAUGACUACGAGACCAAGAAUGGUACAAAUCCUACUAAUAAGGAUGCAGGCAAUGUGCAUAGCCACACAGAAAAAUUGGUCGGAUUCGAGAACAAAUACGAACCAUUGAAUUUUUCACCAUUUUUGUGUUCUGUAGAUACAAAUAUUACUAUUCCGAAUACUCCAAAGACUACGAAGGGAGCCGAAAGUCGACCGCAGAAGCCGAAGUCAAAAAUAAAUGGAAACCCUAUGACUCGAGGAAAGUUUGUUAGGAAACGAGAUCUAAGGAAACUUUCAUAUCUCCACAUGAACGAACGUAAAACAAGCGAAGAAAAUCCCUCGUCAAGCUUCCUACAAUCGUAUGCGGACGAUUCAUUUUUUCAGAAAAGUCUAACCAAGGAUACCGAAGAACAGGCAAAAAGCUUAAUCCGACGCAUUUCAAUUUAUAGUCCAGACUCUUCCACAACUACCACAACUUCCGCAGCCGAGCGACAGGAUGAGAAAAGUAAUAGCGAAACUUGCGUUACCAACUCCGGGACAAAUUUAAAUUUGAAUCGAUUUGACUGGGACAAUGACGACUUCGAGGAUAAACCGAUUCACAAACGAAUUGAUUGGGUUUGCUUCAAAGAUAGAUCUUUCGCAAGGGAUUUCCAGAAUGAUGGCCUUCAAAUAUCACAGGAUGAAGACUUUCAAAUAUCAGAGGAUGAAGAUUUUAAAAUACCUCCUGCAAAAUUACCCAAGAAAAGGUGCGAAACCUGGGUGAUUUGGGGAGUGAUUGGGAUGAUUUUCACCUGUUUCGUAUUUAGUUUUUCGAUUUACUUUUUAAUUGUGGACGAAACAGAGAUUUCAGAUUCGCCUUUGGGAGAACACUUUGGAAUGGAAAAGUGUAUAAUGCAUGAUCAUAGCGCUGGCACUAGGUUGUCGAGUCGGUACAAUGCUACCCGGCAGCAUUUACUUUUUCAAUCUAUUGAGAAUAUGUCGGCAAUGGAUAAGUCAGGCACUCCACAACGUAAAGCCCUAUGUUGGAUUUCUGAUUACGAUGCCUACACUAGCGAUGUGAGUGACGACGGCAACAAAGAAGAGAUUUUACAGCGGUAUUCGCUAGCAGUGAUAUAUUUCUCCUCAGUCGACACAGAAGAAAAAUCAAAUGACACUCCUAGCAGUUUGAGAUACUCAGAUUUUUUGUCUGCCGAUCACGAGUGUGACUGGGAGGCGGUCAUCUGUAAUCCGCAUGGUAAAGUGUCGAGUCUUCGGCUUUUCAACAAUUCCCUUUCUGGAAAUUUACCUUCAGAAAUUGGAAACUUGAUAGCUCUGAGUAAGUGUUGCAAUGUCAGACGCGGAAAUCAUUCACAUCACAUUUUCAUGAAACUUUUUGAAUGCUUACAUUCUCUUCUCGUUGACCUUCAUAGAUUUUAUUGAUUUUAGUUUUAAUCACCUGACAGGAACUUUACCGGAAUCGAUGGAAAAAUUAAUAGCGCUUGAGCAUCUAUCUUUGGCAUUCAACCAAUUGCAAACAAGCAUACCAACGUUUCUAGGUCUUAUGACGUCCCUCACAUCUUUGAAUUUCAGAUCAAGUGGCUUAAUACAGCAAAUUCCGAGCGACAUAGGAAACCUAUCAAACUUGGGUACGUGUUGAAAUGGCUGAUCAAAUUAGAACCUCAAAUGGCUCCCGACAUCGAAAACAAAAUCUCAUACAUAACUUCUUUUUCUUUAUUUUCCAUAGAAUCAUUGCUGCUAGACAGAAAUUCCUUGAGUGGCACGAUUCCUCCUGAACUUGGAAAUCUUUACAAUGCAGGUAAGUCAAAAUACAUCAACGAUUGCAACUAAUUUUAUUGUUCAAAAGUAUGUCAAACAGUCGCUCUCGAGCACUUACUGAUGUUGUCGAUGAAUUCGUAUUCAAUGUCUCAACAAAAUUGACAGAGCAAAUAAAUCUUGAAAACAAUGAUCUAAAGGGUAACGUUACAGAAGAGCUGUGUGAAUUGCAUUAUACUGGAGUCCUGCAGGAGCUAGCGGUGGAUGAACAGGUCAGCUGUGACUGCUGCACCUAAAUUUAAAUGAAAUGCUACCACCUGU
Molecule: messenger RNA, 3324 nt
Organism: Pseudo-nitzschia multistriata
Lineage: Eukaryota; Bacillariophyta; Bacillariophyceae; Bacillariales; Bacillariaceae
Source: the annotation of a GenBank genome assembly